CAAAAGCAACGUAGACGAGGAAACAGGCCAUCUCAUUCGAGAAAUAGUAUCCCUAUUAAACGCGUUCAAAGUUUGCUACUUUCAAUUUUUCAUAUUUUUCGUUGCAGCAAACUUGUCAGCGUUAAGAUUCGGUUUGCCAAGUGCCUUAAAGAUACGAAGCUUUCCAAAGGGUUUAUAAGCCAGUCAUCAUGUGUGCAAAACGAACCUACUUCGGCUACAUGAGACUAUUAAUGAUGGCAGUGGGUAUUUGGAGGCUACACAAUCAACAAUCUUCUGCAGUUACGAGAGUACUUUAUCAAGUAUAUUCUGUUCUUUUCCAUUUGAUUUAUUCUUCGGCGAUGAUAUCGCUAGGUGUGGAUUUACCGGGGUUAUUAGCAACAGACCGACUCGCAGCAAUGGACAACAUCGGGAAAUUUAUAAUCGGAGGGGUAACGAUUUUGAAAAUGUUUAUGUGCCAGUCAAAUGAUGUGGUGAACUUGCUCCGACUCGCUCUAAACCAAGACGCCGAGAUUUCGACCCACAUUGAUCCCGAAAUUGUAAAAAUAUACAACUGGCAUAUCGUCUGCGAUAACAAGUUUAUAUCGCUACUUGUGAUUUCAGCCACCCUAAUGGGAACUUGUAUCACGAUCCUCGGUGACAUCAAUUGCUUCAUGUUAAAGAGAAUCCCGCAAAAUAACGUGACCGAAAAACCGCUACUUUUGCAUUAUUGGUAUCCUUUUGACCGAAAUAAAUAUUACUCCGCUGUUAUCAUCGAUCAAAAUAUUCGCCCGACUUUGGCCUGCUUAUGUAUCGGCGUGGUGAGCGCGUUUGCCAAUUGCGUCAUAUUUUUUUUGAGGACGCAGCUGAAGGUUCUACAAUACAAUUUCAGAAAUUUCGACAAAUAUGUCGAUAAAGAUGACGUAGAACGGCUUCUAAAAGUGCUUUGCGCCCAACACCAACAAUUAAUAAAGUACUUCGAGAAAUUUAACCAAUCCCUAAAAAACAUAGUUUUUUUGGAAUAUCUGGUUUCAUCGGUUUUAUUUGCAACACUUAUCGUUCAAAUAACUGCGGGAAAUGAGCUCAUUACUAAUAGUAUAAUCUUGCUGUCGACAACAGUACAACUGCUCACAUUUUCUUGGACUUCGAAUGAAAUCAUAGUUCAGAGCUUGGAAUUGGCCAGGGCACUUUUCGAAAGCAAUUGGUACGACCAAACUGAGGCAGCAAAACUCGUUGUACGUAUAAUGAUGAUGAGAUGUCAAAAACCACUCUGCUUACGAGUUGGAAACAUGGGAGUUAUGGAUCUCAACGCGGGCCUUUCGGUGAGUUUAAAAUUGAAAUUGUUAUUGUUAAUUCCUAUUCCUAGAAGUAUGCUAUUUAAAAAUAAACAAUUGUUGAUUGAAUAUUACCAAAGCAUUGGUUUUGUUGUGCAUUUAUAAGCAUAAUUUUCGGAACACGGAAUGAAAUUCUACUAAAUGACUGUGCUUCUAUUUAACGCUGUUUAAAAUGUAAUAUAUAAAUAAAACAUUCUCCAUAACCUUUCUAGCAUUUAACUUUUUUAUGUGGAAUUCACUAAACAUUGCAUUACAUAUCAUUAUAUAUCAUGAUGGAUACCAUUGAAUUUUUCCAAAUCCAGUGGUAUCCAAAUGAUACCGGCUAAUUCUAAAUGUGAUCUGACGAAGUCUGACGGAUGCCAAUGAAAAUAUUAGCGGAGCGAUAACAAAAAUUAUGGCUAAAUUAU
This is a messenger RNA of Cylas formicarius (sweet potato weevil), 1717 nucleotides long. Its product is annotated as odorant receptor 49b-like. Bases 189 to 1415 code for a protein of 408 amino acids. Gene Ontology annotation, biological process: detection of chemical stimulus involved in sensory perception of smell; sensory perception of smell. The record is from RefSeq and is a predicted model, not a curated record. The transcript is spliced from 7 exons. Gene Ontology annotation, molecular function: odorant binding; olfactory receptor activity. Gene Ontology annotation, cellular component: plasma membrane. Lineage: Eukaryota; Metazoa; Arthropoda; Insecta; Coleoptera; Brentidae.